Messenger RNA from Ilex paraguariensis (yerba mate), 865 nucleotides. The record is from the annotation of a GenBank genome assembly. NCBI's taxonomy places the organism in Eukaryota, Viridiplantae, Streptophyta, Magnoliopsida, Aquifoliales, Aquifoliaceae.
AUGGUGAGAGCUCCUUGUUGUGAGAAGAUGGGAAUGAAGAAAGGUCCAUGGACACGAGAAGAAGAUCAAAUUCUAAUAAACUACAUUAAUCAACAUGGCCAUGACAAUUGGCGGUCACUUCCAAAACAUGCUGGUUUGUUAAGGUGUGGAAAAAGUUGUCGUCUCCGGUGGAUUAAUUACCUCCGGCCAGACAUUAAACGCGGAAACUUCAGCAAGGAAGAAGAGGACACCAUUAUCAAGCUACAUGAAGUUCUAGGAAAUAGAUGGUCAGCCAUAGCAGCAAGAUUACCGGGACGUACCGACAACGAAAUAAAAAAUGUGUGGCAUACCCAAUUGAAAAAGAGGCUCAAGAAAAACCAGUCCAACCCAGAAUCCAAAUCAAAGACUACAGAAACGUCCGAGUCCGAGCAAGACACAGAAAAAGGACCAAAGCCCACGAAUUUUCUGAAGCAAGAGAGAUCGGAAAUUCAUGGGUACCUGUCCAAUUCCCCAGAAAAUUCAUCCAGUAUUGAUGUCUCCUCGGUCACCACCUCCACCGGCGACAACAACGGCGAUUGUUUGUGGACUGAAACACUGGAAAACUUUCCUGACAUGGACGAAAAUUUCUGGUCAGAUGUGUUUUCUACAGAAAACACGGGUGUGACAAGCGAUCUUCCGGCAGAAAAUGGUGACCUUUUACUUCAAUUUCCAUUUUCUCCACUUCAUGAAAUGGACCAUGAGUAUAUUCAUGGUGUAAACAUGCAUGAUUGGAUUGACUUUUGGGAUGAUCUCUUUACAAGAUCUGAGGGGGCAGUGCAGUGCAGAGGUUCUGCUUUUACGCAUAAAAUGACGUCAUUUUAAGUAUAAAUCGAUAUCGUUGAAGAAC